UUUUUUUUUUGUACAUACAUUCAUAUAUAUAUUCCUUUUUAUGCGUGAAAUCCUUACCCUACAACUCGGUCCUACUGCUAGUUACAUUGGUACUCACUUUUGGAAUACUCAGGAGGCUUACUUCAAUUAUGGUGAUUCAGACCUUGAACCCGAGUUUGAACAUGAUGUCUUGUUCCGUGCUGGUAUAUCCUCUUUAGGUGUCGAAACUUAUACGCCAAGAGCUUUAAUCUAUGAUUUGAAAGGUGGGUUCGGUUCAUUACAAAAAUACAACAAACUUUAUAGUGGUGUAGAUACUGGAGUAGAAUGGGAUCAAGGUGUGAACACAAUCUCUUCUGAAAUCGAAAAACAUCCAUAUCAGCAACAAUUAGAAUUAUUGGAAGAAGGACGUACUACUUUGACAGACGCAGUGCCACAAUUAGACCAAACAGUGACAACAUGGUCUGAUUUUAACCGCGUUUAUUAUCAUCCUCGUGCGCUCAACUCAAUUGCCACUCAUCAAGCUGACGAUCCUUUGUCCCCUUUCGAUACUUAUACUAUUGGAAGACAAGCUUAUGCUGAUAAUGAAAAGGAAGCUGAUAUAUUUGAAAACGCGUUUAGAAAUAUGGUCGAAGAAUGUGAUCAACUUCAAGGUUUCCAAUUAUUUGCAGGUGUUGACGAUGCUUUUGGUGGAUUUACAGAAGAAUUAUUGAACAAUAUUCGUGAUGAAUUCUCCAAAUCAACUAUUCUUACUUUUGGUGUGAUGGCCAGCGAUUCUUCGGGUAACAUGCGUUGGCAACAAAAGAAAUCUUUGAACCGUGUCCUUAGUACUACAAGGCUAUCAAGUUUAUCUUCCAUAUAUAUUCCAUUAUAUGAUCCUACAUAUGAUUGUAUUCAGGCGUGUGGAUUGGCUUCAUAUAUUCGUCCAAAUUGCAAAUCUCUGUAUCAUACAAGCGCCAUCCUCUCAGCAGCUAUCGAAACAGUCACUACUCCUUAUAGACUAAAGAAAACCAAGUCAAGAUUGGAUGAACUAGAUGGAUUAUUGAAUUGGAGAAGAGACACGAAACUUGCGAGUAUUGGUACAUCCUUCCCAUUACCAAUAUCAGAACAUGGAUACAAUGAAACCCUAGUAUCAUUUGAUCCAUUGCUGCCAUUACUUGAUCUCUCUUCUCCCGGCACUCAAAAGGCCAAAGAAGUAUAUGGUGAAUCUAUUGUUAUUCGUGGUUGUCCUUCUAGUGAAUCGUCAUCAAACUAUGUCAACCAAAUCCUGAAAUCAUUCAAAGAGGAGAACAACCCUUUGCAGACUAGGGCAUUUGUUGAUUCUCCUUAUCCACUUCCUGAUUCUUAUCCCAAGUUCUUCUCUCAUAUGAUCAAACCUGAUGGAACAAUUUCAAGCUCUCACAUGAAUGAUCAACAACCAUCGACUGUGCCUAUGCUCUCAUACUUUUCCACCAACUCCAAUAUGGCGCAUGUACUACAAACACAACUGGAUGCAACAAAGACAAUAUCACUGACGGAAUAUUUUGAAUAUGCGGAAGGGGAUUAUGGACUAUCAAGGGACGACUUUUUGGAAACGAAGGAAGAUAUGAUGAAUUUGAUUGAUGUAUAUACUCCGGAUGAAAAAUGAACCAGUUCCUCCCUUAUUACGCUCUUACUCUAUUAAUGCACUGAGUUAGUUGAUCCUUAUUAUUCCUUUAUUGACAUCAAUAAAUGCUCUUAAUAUUUACCA
Halteromyces radiatus is the source of this 1705-nucleotide messenger RNA. Its product is annotated as tubulin domain-containing protein. The record is from RefSeq and is a predicted model, not a curated record. NCBI's taxonomy places the organism in Eukaryota, Fungi, Mucoromycota, Mucoromycetes, Mucorales, Cunninghamellaceae. The transcript is spliced from 11 exons. Gene Ontology annotation, cellular component: cytoplasm. Gene Ontology annotation, biological process: mitochondrion distribution. The coding region runs from base 41 to 1603 and encodes 520 amino acids.